GAGACAGAGACGCUAAAAAGAAACAGGGAGAGACGCUCUGUGGCGCACUUCCGGCGCGCUAAACUGAGAAAGAUGGCUGCGUCCCAGCAGCAGGCUGCAGCUGCUUCGUCUGCUGCGGGUGUGUCGGGUCCGGGUUCGUCUGGUGGCCCGGGUCCGCAACAGCAGCCGCAACCACCAGCACAACUGGUGGGGCCUGCCCAGAGCGGGCUUUUGCAGCAACAGCAACAGGACUUCGAUCCGGUGCAGCGUUAUAAGAUGCUCAUCCCGCAGCUGAAGGAGAGUCUACAGACCUUGAUGAAGGUUGCAGCCCAGAACUUGAUUCAGAACACUAACAUUGACAACGGACAAAAGAGCAGUGAUGGACCCAUACAGCGCUUUGACAAGUGUCUGGAGGAGUUCUACGCACUCUGUGACCAGCUGGAGCUGUGCCUGCGCCUGGCCCAUGAGUGCCUGUCCCAGAGUUGCGACAGCGCCAAGCACUCUCCAACUCUGGUGCCCACGGCCACCAAACCGGAUGCCGUGCAGCCGGACAGCCUGCCGUACCCACAGUACCUGGCAGUCAUCAAAGCCCAGAUUGCCUGUGCCAAGGACAUUCACACUGCUCUCCUGGACUGCGCGAACAAGGUCACGGGCAAGACGCCUGCACCACCUACAGGCCCUGGGGGCACCCUGUGAGCUGGCAAGGCUGGGAGUGGGCAGGCUGCGCGGGAAGGGGGCGAGGAGGGAAUGAAAAUGACCUCAAAGCAGCCUGGUCU
Neomonachus schauinslandi (Hawaiian monk seal) is the source of this 755-nucleotide messenger RNA. RefSeq names its product mediator complex subunit 29 (gene MED29). Bases 73 to 675 code for a protein of 200 amino acids. Lineage: Eukaryota; Metazoa; Chordata; Mammalia; Carnivora; Phocidae. Gene Ontology annotation, biological process: regulation of transcription by RNA polymerase II. Gene Ontology annotation, molecular function: transcription coregulator activity; transcription factor binding. The record is from RefSeq and is a predicted model, not a curated record. The transcript has 4 exons. Gene Ontology annotation, cellular component: mediator complex.